Messenger RNA from Nematolebias whitei (Rio pearlfish), 2526 nucleotides. RefSeq names its product ligand of numb-protein X 2a (gene lnx2a). The record is from RefSeq and is a predicted model, not a curated record. Lineage: Eukaryota; Metazoa; Chordata; Actinopteri; Cyprinodontiformes; Rivulidae. Gene Ontology annotation, molecular function: metal ion binding; ubiquitin-protein transferase activity; protein binding. The coding region runs from base 1 to 2256 and encodes 751 amino acids. The transcript is spliced from 10 exons.
AUGAGCAGCCCAGGCUGUGAGGUAGAUGUAGCCGGGUCGGUGGAGCCGGCGCUGGAGGCUCUGUGUCCAGAGUGCGGCCAGAUCCACCGCAGCUGGGAGAACCACCUCUAUAACUACCGCCUGGAGGUGGACGACGACCUGGUGUGCCACAUCUGCCUGCAACCGCUGGUGCAGCCGCUGGACACGCCGUGCGGACACACAUUCUGCGCACGCUGCCUGCGCAGCUUCCUCCAGGAGAGGGACUUCUGCCCUCUGGACCGGGCCCGGCUGCAGCUGCAGGCGUGCCGCAGGUCCAGCAUCCUGGUUCACAAGCUGCUGGACAAACUGUCUGUGUCCUGCCCCCUGAGUCCUGUCUGCGCCCUCAGCAUGCCACGGUGUGACCUGGAGGCGCACCUCAAACACAGGUGUCCUGGGACUCGUAGUCAGCAGACGAGCGUGGACGGGCCAAGAUGCGAGAGCGGUGACGAGCGAGCCAUGGUGACCAGCCCCUCCACGUCCCCUCAUACCCCACAGACAGACCUGAGGGACCAAACGCCCUCGCCGAGCCCUGGACCUAAUAACACCAACGGAUCUGCGUGGACGGAUGACGCCGGCCUCGACAACCCCGCCUUUGAGGAAAGCACUGAAGAAGACGGUGUGGUGGGGUUGGAGCGCGUGGUCCCCAGGGUGAAGCGGCCCCUCAGUAAUCCUUGCAUCCAUCUUCUCCGCUCUGUCAGCUCCACCUCCUCUGGCUGGGACUGCCCUGAGUCUCCACCUCUGUCUGCUGAGGAAGGCUGUGUGAAGCUGCCCUCUCUUCCUGAGGGAGAAAUAACCACCAUUGAGGUCCACCGGUCCAAUCCGUACGUUGAGCUGGGUAUCAGCGUUGUCGGUGGGAAUGAGACGCCGCUCAUCAACAUAGUGAUUCAGGAAGUGUACCGAGACGGGGUCAUCGCACGCGACGGGAGGCUGCUGGCUGGAGAUCAGAUCCUACAGGUGAACAACGUGGAUAUCAGUAAUGUGCCACACGGUUUUGCCCGCUCCACCCUGGCGCGGCCCUGCACCACCCUGCAGCUGACCGUGCUCCGGGAGCGUCGCUGUGCCUCUCGGGCGCCUCCCUCCUCCUCCUCCACGCCAGCUGUCCCUCACGCUCCUUGCUCCACGCCUGAAGGGACCCCGUCCAGCCCCGCCACGCUGAGAAUCACGCUCCACAAGCGAGACUCUGCGGAGCAGCUCGGUAUCAAGCUGGUGCGGCGGACGGACGAGUCAGGAGUGUUUGUGUUGGAUCUGCUGGAUGGAGGCUUGGCAGCAAAGGACGGCAGACUGAGGAGCAACGACCGGGUGCUGGCAGUCAACGAGCAGGACCUUCAACACGGCACCCCCGAGCAGGCUGCUCAGAUCAUACAGGCCAGCGGAGAGCGAGUCCACCUGCUUGUUGGUCGACCCACAAAACCAACUCCACCUCCCCCUCCAAAAUCCAGCUCAACCAGAGAUCUUUACUGCCCUGAACACUUCCUGCCUAAUCACAGCUCCACUCCGAGUCCUGUACCCAUCCACCUGUCCCGCACCAGUACACACAGAGAUCUGUCACAGUGUGUGACGUGUAAGGAGAAACACAUCACUGUGAAGAAGGAGUCCCAUGAGUCCCUGGGGAUGACUGUGGCAGGGGGGCGGGGGAGUAAGAGUGGCGAGCUUCCAAUCUUCGUCACAAGCGUCCAACCACACGGCUGCUUGUCCAGGGACGGACGGAUCAAAAGAGGUGACGUCCUGCUGAGCAUCAACAGUCAGGACCUGACCUACCUGAGCCACAGCGAGGCCGUAGGCACGCUGAAGGCCAGCGCCGCUUCGCCUUCAGUCCAGCUGCGGGUGCUGGAGGUCAGCAUGGUGGAGGAGCAUGACCACGACGAGCUGCUGCCUCACACUCACGACAGCGACUUUGACGCCAACUGGUCCCCCUCGUGGGUCAUGUGGCUGGGCCUACCCAGCUACCUUCACAGCAGCCAUGAGAUCGUGCUGCGGAGGAGCCACCCAGGCAGCUGGGGCUUCAGCAUCGUCGGGGGAUACGAGGAAAGUCAUGGCAACCAGGCGUUUUUUAUCAAAACCAUCGUCCUCGGCACGCCUGCAUACUACGACGGCCACCUCAAGUGUGGCGACAUGAUUGUGGCAGUUAACGGGCUGUCGACAGCAGGGAUGAGCCACUCGGCGCUGGUUCCUAUGCUGAAAGAGCAGCGCAGCCGGGUGGCCCUUACUGUGGUCUCCUGGCCCGGCAGUCUAGUAUAACCAGGACACAAAUCAUUGGGCCCGCCCCGCUGAGUCCACCCAGAGUGUUCUAUAUGUGGAACAACCUUGACCAAAGUGAACUGGUACAUGCUACUGUACAUCGCUCCAUAUCGGGCUUAAUCCAGGACCAAAAGCAUUCAGAAAUGCAGACCCAGCAGGACCAAGCCUGAGGAACUGAUCCAGAUCGUGCCACGUCACUCGACAGACUGCACUCACAUGAAGCACUGCUGUGUUCAUAUGGUCAUGUUGUCUUUGCUCCCGCUGGGAGAA